GAUUCAUUCAUUUAUUGAAAAAGUUGCUUAACAUCUCGGGUAUUUUCUCCUUCUCACCUGGACAUCCAUUCCUUCUUCUCAGCAUAUUAUUACACCACAUUGGUUGAGUGGUCUUGUAGUAGAGUGCUAUCAAUUCCACCAUCACCAUAUUCUGUGCCUUUAUCUCGAAGACCAUGAUGGCUUCCAAUACCCUUGUCCCCAGCCAGCAAGAAGAAGACGUCUAUGAAGAAGAGAAUGUGCAUCAAGUAUACCAACAGAUUGCACAUCAUUUUUCAUCUACCCGCUACAAGCCCUGGCCUAUUGUGAAACAAUUCCUUACUGAAUUGAGGCCCGGGUCAAUUGGCUUAGAUGUGGGGUGCGGCAAUGGAAAGAACCUGAGUGUAAAUAAGGAUGUUUUUAUUGUAGCUUCAGAUCGGUCUGUGAACCUUGCCCGCAUUGCCCAAGCUCACCAGCCACAUUCGACCGUAGUCGCCGACAUCCUCAGCCUUCCACAUCCCGAUUCUUCCUUUGAUUUCGCCAUUUCGAUCGCAGUGAUUCAUCACUUGUCUACUCCAGAACGGAGAGUCGGUGCUAUCCGUGAGAUAUUGCGGACCCUAAAGCCUGCCUCCGAUACAGUGCCGGGCGGAAAAGCUCUCAUCUAUGUCUGGGCUCUAGAGCAGAAAGAUAGUCGUCGUGGUUGGGACAAAGGCGAUCAACAGGACAGAAUGGUUCCCUGGGUCAUGAAAGGAACUGCGUCUGCUGGCAGUGAGCCCCAAGUGUUCCACCGAUACUAUCACCUUUACCAAGCCUCGGAACUAGAGCAGGACAUCAGUGACGCAGGUGGCUAUGUUCUGGAUUCGGGGUAUGAAAAGGAUAAUUGGUGGGCAAUUGCGAUGCGGCCAGGUCCCAAUUUAUCAUAGGAUGUGCGCAGAGGGCGGGUGGACUAUUCUGAGGCCCAACCCUAGUGCUGUAUCACAUUCUCAUGGCAUGGCAUGCGAUGAAGCCUCCCAGGGCCGUUCCCUAUGAUGAA
Molecule: messenger RNA, 1009 nt
Organism: Aspergillus uvarum CBS 121591
Lineage: Eukaryota; Fungi; Ascomycota; Eurotiomycetes; Eurotiales; Aspergillaceae
Product: tRNA (carboxymethyluridine(34)-5-O)-methyltransferase
Exons: 3
Coding region: 174-899 (241 amino acids)
Biological process (GO): tRNA wobble uridine modification
Cellular component (GO): cytoplasm; nucleus
Molecular function (GO): S-adenosylmethionine-dependent methyltransferase activity; tRNA binding
Source: RefSeq, a predicted model, not a curated record